This is a messenger RNA of Rhincodon typus (whale shark), 1878 nucleotides long. RefSeq names its product small nuclear RNA activating complex, polypeptide 1b (gene snapc1b). The record is from RefSeq and is a predicted model, not a curated record. Gene Ontology annotation, biological process: snRNA transcription by RNA polymerase II; snRNA transcription by RNA polymerase III. The transcript is spliced from 11 exons. NCBI's taxonomy places the organism in Eukaryota, Metazoa, Chordata, Chondrichthyes, Orectolobiformes, Rhincodontidae. Gene Ontology annotation, molecular function: sequence-specific DNA binding. Gene Ontology annotation, cellular component: snRNA-activating protein complex. Bases 383 to 1369 code for a protein of 328 amino acids.
CAGAGGCGGGACGGCGUGUCCAGGUUCCUGUCGCUCGGAGUUUCCGUGGUCUGGCUGCGGGUGGAGGAAGGCGCCGAGCUGGGGCCUGGUAACGGGGGCGGACGGGGACGGACGGGGACGGACGGGGACAGCAGCUGAGGAGCAUUAAAGUCAGCCAAUUCGUGGCAGGUUAGCAGUUGAACGUGGGACCUGAAUGUUUGAAUGACUGCCCCUACUCUUCUGGCUUACAGAUGUUCUAGUUUUUGCAAGCUAACUAGGCACAAUGUCUGAUUGAAAUUUGUGCUCUGUGUGGCUCAGCUAUUCACUGACUGAACUUAUCCAGUGACCUCUCCCUGUUGUUUUGUAAAAUAGCCUAUCUGUGACUCAAGACGUUGCAGAAAUCAUGUCAUUGACAGCUGGAUUGAAAACUGACUUUGAGAGGCUGCUGUUGCGUUUUCAACAGACUGAAAGUGUGCGCUAUGAGGAAUUCUCUGCAAUCUGGAGGGACAUGAAGUUCUCCACUCUCUUUUAUGGAAAAAUGGGUAAAAAUGAUGGCAGAAAAUUUACCAGAGAGGCAUUGACCUUGGCAAGUCAGUACUUCUUCCCCCCAUAUAGUUUUCAGAUCCGGUUUGGGGGCUUAUACCUUCUUUAUGGACUUUACAAUACACAGCUUUGUCAGCCAAAAGAAAAGAUAAGGAUGGCACUAAAGGAUUGGGAUGAAGUGCUAAGUUGCCAAGAGGAAAUGGUGAAAGCGGAACAUUUUGAUGCUGUUUAUGUUCUGAAAAAACUUCUGCAUGACAAAGCCUUCCAUUUCACAGCAAUGCCAAUAUUGCUUGCUUACAAUAAGAAGAGAAGAAAAAUGCCCAAUAAUGCUGUUAAUGAUAACUUCCGAGAGAAGUCUAACCUGGUGUCCGAACUCAUUUCUGUUGAUGUUUUGGAGGAACUUAUGAAUAUCCAUGACCAUUAUCAAACAAUGAAACGUAUGAUCUCUGCAAACAAAACCCAGCUGGACAAAGCAUUAAGUUUAAUUCGAAGUGACUUUGUGUCUGAGUUAAAGAACAUAACGGUAGAAUUCCAGCAGUGGCAAGAGCAAAAGAAUGCAAACUUGACUGACCAAGCAGAAAUCUCUGGCUCUGAUGGUGAUGAAUUUAAAUAUCAAAAGGGGUCCAGUCGUGCACAGACCCUGGCAAAGAUAAAGUCAAAAUCGUACAAUUCCACAGUGAAGGCAUCUAGAUCAAGAAGGCAUCGACAAAUAAAAGUGGAUUCUUCAGAAUCUGGGUCUGACUGGGCACAAGUGAAGAAUUCCUCAAGAAAUAGGAACUCCUCAGUGAAAAAGCACGGCAGAGAUAAAGAUUCUCCACCAACCAAGAGGAGACGGCAGCAGCGUUGAAAUGGAUGUAAAAUAACUUGACCUGAUACAAGUAAUCCCGACAGCUCCAGUAUGUGAUCAAAAGUGAAAACCAAAUGGAUCAAAGCACCAAGCUUGUGAACAGUAACUACAAUACUGAAUCAGACACAAGUGCUAUUUUUACAUUUGGUGAAAAUAGAUGAAUACCAUUUCCUUGUGAUUUUAUACACUUGAGCAAUAAGUAGCAAAUUGCAAAAGAUCUCUUCUUUUUAUAAGCUGUGUAUAUUUUGUGUUUUGUUCUGUUUAAUAUUAAAUGUAGGAAGAUACGAUUUGACCUGUGUCUGAUUUCUGAUCAGGUCAGAUUUUCAUCAUUGGGAUGACAUUUUAGGAAAGUAUUACUCCUGUUGUUCUGUUACUGUAGCAUCAUACUUAUCAAUGCAUACCAGCUGGUUAGCAUGAGGCUUUUCGGAACUGUCUAGCUUUGUUUUUGGGAUAUUUCAAUCUCAUGUCUCCAAGCUAAUAUUUGAAAACUAAAAUGUUACUUGACUUAA